Messenger RNA from Capsella rubella, 545 nucleotides. Its product is annotated as S-protein homolog 31. The record is from RefSeq and is a predicted model, not a curated record. NCBI's taxonomy places the organism in Eukaryota, Viridiplantae, Streptophyta, Magnoliopsida, Brassicales, Brassicaceae. The transcript has a single exon. The coding region runs from base 1 to 405 and encodes 134 amino acids.
AUGAAAAGCCUUUUAGUGUUUCUAUUUGUUUUUAGCAUUUACAUGCUUGGCUACGUAUCAGGUAGAGCCGAAGUCAGAAUCACGAAUGAACUUAAAUUCCAGAAACGCUUAUGGAUGAAGUGUUAUUCCAAAGAUAACGUAAUUGGCCCGACUAUCAUACCAAUUGGACAAUAUUCUAAAAUUUGUUUUCUGGCUAACCUUUGGGGUACGUCUCGUUACAUGUGUACUUUGAAACAAGGACCUAACUAUAAACACUAUCAGAAUUUUACAGCAUUUAAGCAAUUCUAUUGGUUUGAUUAUGGAGGCACAUGGUAUUGGGGAGCCAGAGAAGAUGGUAUCUAUUUAAAGAGAGAAGGUGGCGAAAAACCGAUCGAUUUAUAUAAAGCAUAUGAUUGGAUAAAUUAAAAUUGGAUAACGAUAGCUUUAACAUGUAUUUGAUUAAAAAGACAAAAUGAUAUAUAUCAUAGUUGAAUAUUUACAACUUAAACUAGAUUACACAUUGUUUUUCCCCUUAAAUUUAAAUCUUUUGGAUUUCCAAGUUCCAA